GAGUUUUAACUUGGUAUAGGUAUAUUAAUAUUUAUAUUAUGUAAGUGAUAUUUUUAAUUUAAUGACACAUUUGUUAGCAGUUUCAAUAUUAUUUUGUUUGUAAAAGGUAGGUCAUCGUUAAAAAUAAAUAAAUGACUUAUGUAUUUAUACUUUGAACUUUGAUAUUCCUAAAAGUAUUAAAUUCCCAAAUGAAGUAACUUUGAAGCACUAAACGGGACCUUAUAACUAAGUUUCCGGUGUGUGUUUGUCUUGUCUGUCUGUCACCAAACUGUACCUCAUGAAUCGUGAUAGCUAGACACUUGAAAUUUUCACAUUGGAUGUAUAUCUGUUGUCACUAUAACAAUAAAAAAAAACAGAAUUAAAAAAAUAGAAAAGGGGCUCUCAAACAACAAUGUGAUUUUUUGCGUGAUUUAAUACAUUCUAAUUAUCUAUGUGGGUAACAAUAUCCAAAAUGCUGUAUAUUUGUCCGCAGAUAUGGAAUACAAAAUUAUAACAGCACCUGGACAGAAACAAGUCAUGCUAUUUCGUGGGUACACCUUCUCCUUCAAAGGGAUGCCCAGGAUAUACGCGUACUGUUCCAAAUAUUAUACUCUCGGAUGCAAAGCGCGGUUCCGAUUGGACAAGGAUGGGAAAAUCGUGUAUGCCGACACAAUCCAUAAUCACAAUCCUCCUGUUUACAGAAGAACGCCAGUCGGAAAACUAGUUAAAGUCAUGAGUUAAACUUAUGGCACUCUUAAGACAUAUCUUAAAUAAGAAAUGCUCCUUAGAAUUUUUCUUGGAUAAGUCUGGACAAUUACCAUGUCUGGACAACUUAAGUGUCUUUUGUAAUAUUACAUAUGUUAAUUUUGUUAAGAAGUGAUAUAUGGUACUGUCCCGUUGAUAAUAGAUCUACUAAAGUACUAUGUUAAUAAUAAAUUUGAAUUAACCAAUAUGUAAAAAUCUUAGUUAUAUUUAUGUUAUGGUUAUGGUGAGAUUAUUCUAUGCAUAAAAUGUAAUAUUACAUUUUCUUUAACAGAAAGCAAAAAAAGCAAAAAAAAAAUCACUUGCUAAUAUUUAAUUUGACGUCCGACAAUUGACUUAAUCAGUAAGUAGAGGCAGAUCGGUGUUGUUCUUUAUCCUAUAUUACAUCGAUUUCUUUGACAUCGGAUUGAAUCAAAAUGUACUCUACAUUCAAUAUGAUAGUAUCAAAUUUUACGUAUUAAAAUUGUCAUUAGUUUAGAGCGAAAUUAUCGAUAAAAACCUUAAGAUUUAGAGUAUUAAUUAAAGCUUAAAGUAGUCAUUAAAGCGUAAUGGACGUUCUGCAACUGACAUAUAUUCAUUCCUUCGAUUGCGUCACUAAAAAUGCACUCAAGGUUCAAUACAGGAUUGAACUAAGUGAAGGAAAAUCUAAUACUUUUUGCCAUAUGAAACGUAAAAAAACUUAAUUUAUUAAGAAUAAUCAGUUGAGAUUUUGUACUUUCUCAAUUCAGAAACCGGCCGUUAGAUUUGAUCCAAUGUUAUUGAAAUGUAUGUACAUGGUAGACGUGCUGAAUAGAAUUUCCGUUGACACUAGGUGAAACUAGAUGAACUACUUACUUUUGUAUAGGAAAAAGUUGUAAAUCUGAAUAGAGAAAUUACUAAUAUUACAAUUAUACAUUUUAAAUUAUUAAAUAUUUGAAUCGCUGUGAUUGUUUUAUUUAUGUUAAAAAAAUUAUUGAAUAAUUUUCAUAGACUAGGUACCCUUUCAUGAGAGUUACGGAAAUAUCAAGUUUUUGCUCUGGGUUCUGGGGUUGUGGGUUGAAGACCAAUUUUCUAU
Diatraea saccharalis (sugarcane borer) is the source of this 1795-nucleotide messenger RNA. The record is from the annotation of a GenBank genome assembly. Lineage: Eukaryota; Metazoa; Arthropoda; Insecta; Lepidoptera; Crambidae.